ACUCACGCUUGCAAGGUCACAGCGUUUGCGACGAUUCAAAACGCAAAGAAUUAAAUGUAAUGUUACAUGUUUUGUUUUUCACUCUGAGAACUUAAUUUUAAUGACCUUUCCUACUGAAUUUCCCCUAUUUACCUUCAAUAUUAACGUCCGUGCAUUCCAAACUUUUCCGGGUUAGUAACAGGCUUUCUCUACUAAUACAUGUCAGUAUACUGUACAUGUUGUUCUGUCUAUAUCAAAGAUACUUUAGAUCUUCUGAAUACUUCAUGGCGGCGUAUUCUCAACCUAUGUGAAAAGAAACUUCACCACUGAUUUUGGGAUCUCAAUUUCUAUGAGAACGAAUUUCUAUUUGCUUGUAAAAAAUGAUCUCGAUUAUUCUUCAUUUUUUUGAGAAACAAAAAUGGUGAACGAUGCGACGAAGUUCCUGUUACUUGUCGGUCUAACUAGAUAAUCUUUUGGAAUUUUUUCGUAUUAUACAUUAGUUUAUUUGAAUUGUGCUUAUUAUCCUGGUAAAUGACAUCUUGAAUGAAUUCAGUGACCAGUUCAAAUAAAAUUUACCAUGAACGUCAAUCUAAAAUGUUUUGUGCAUUGCAUGCGCUGAAUAAUGUAUUUCAGGAUAAAAUAUUUUCAAAACAUUGCUUAGAUAAAAUAGCUGAUAAUCUUAAUAGCAAUUCACUUAUUAAUCCACAUAGAAAUGUAUUUGGACUGGGGAAUUAUGACGCAAAUGUGUUAGUUAUUGCUCUUCAACAAUGUGGUUAUGAUAUUGUUUGGUGUGAUAAACGCAAAACAAUAGCUGCGCAUAAUCUAAAUUUUGAUAAUAUUUUCGGAUAUAUAUUGAACACAUUUUCUAAUCGUCGUAUUUUUAACUUAACAUUACCAUAUUCAGGAAGUCAUUGGAUUGGUUUACGAAAAUUAGAGCAUGAUGAUAAAUAUUCAUAUUUUAAUUUAGAUUCUAAAUUAUGCGAACCGGUUGUAGUUGCGUCAACGGAUGAUGAAUUUGUUAAUUAUUUAGAAGGACGUCUUAGAGAGUAUCCAGAGACUCAACUUUUAUUUGUCGUAUCCAAUGAAGUGCUUCAGCAACGAUCUUGGACGCAUAAUAAACAAUAAGUACAGUUAAUGACGAUCUAAUUUUUUGUACGUUUACAGUGAUACUUUCCGAUCAAUAAUAUACAUUUGCUUAAAA
Molecule: messenger RNA, 1180 nt
Organism: Schistosoma spindalis
Lineage: Eukaryota; Metazoa; Platyhelminthes; Trematoda; Strigeidida; Schistosomatidae
Source: the annotation of a GenBank genome assembly